Messenger RNA from Cyprinodon tularosa, 2206 nucleotides. It is a transcript of the gene tp53inp2b, whose product is annotated as tumor protein p53-inducible nuclear protein 2. NCBI's taxonomy places the organism in Eukaryota, Metazoa, Chordata, Actinopteri, Cyprinodontiformes, Cyprinodontidae. Gene Ontology annotation, cellular component: autophagosome; nucleus. Gene Ontology annotation, biological process: autophagosome assembly; positive regulation of DNA-templated transcription. The record is from RefSeq and is a predicted model, not a curated record. The transcript has 4 exons. The coding region runs from base 544 to 1494 and encodes 316 amino acids.
UGUUUUGUACGUUUCUACAUACUGAUCCGAGGAUCAGCUGGAAAGCAGCAAUAAACAGGAAAAUCUGCAGCAAAGGGAAAAAAAGAAAAGAGGAGGAAGACGCUGCAGAUGUAAUAAAAAAGAAACAUCAGUGUAAAUUUCUUACACGAAGCCCUUCUUCUGAGAAGAAAGCCUUUUUAUUUUUGUAUAUUAGUGUUUUAACUACCUCACAUAAAGGCUAUAUCUAAAGCUAUGCUUUAAGAGCUGUCCUUUCUACUGUGUUUUCACACCUCGUUUACAACUUGAACUCAAAGGCGGGCCUUUGUUCCAAACCAAGUGAAACCUUACAUUUGCACUACUGAAGUCCCUCCCGCUUUGAUUUGUCAAAUUCAAGAUCAAGCACAGGGCUUAAGUGGAAACAAGAACUUCAGGCAGAAGAUCAGCAUUACAAAACCGCUAUUACACCGAUAGAAAUAAAACAGAAAAGGCAGCUAUUGCAUAUUAUUUCUUUUUGGAGAGCUCAUAGCACAUCCCAGACAGCAACACUUGACAAUACAAGCAGCAAUGUUUCAGCGUCUGAGCAACUUGUUGUUUGGGGAGGUGGAAGAGGUGGCAGCUGAUCUGAAGGGACCCAAUCCAUGUGUCACCGAGGCCGACGAGGAGGGCUGGAUGCUCGUCAACCUGCCCGACUGUGACAGCAUGAUGCAGGUAGAGGAUGAGAUGGGAACCCCACACACUGCGCAAGCCUUACCUCAGAGUAAACUAUCAGAUCACCGAAACACACAAAGAAGUACUGAUUGCCCAGCCUCCACACCCCAUCUGCCUCAUAAGCGUCGUAGACCACAUAAAGGACAGACACGGGGUCCAGCAGUCCCAUCGGAGGCCCUGUCUUGUCCCAGCGCUAGUCCACCACAUUUAGGUGCCACCACGCCUGUGAGUCUACCGAGACGGGCCAGACUGUCCACGCCCUCCUCCACCCCGUCAAUAUCUCCAGGCUCUGGGAGCGAUUGUGGGGGCAGUAGGUCAGGCUCAGAGAGAGGCUGCAUGGAUGAGAGCUGGUUUGUCACCCCUCCCCCCUGUUUCACUGCAGAAGGAGCCACGGCGGAGACCAGCCCCAUGGAGGACCUGCUCAUAGAACAUCCCAGCAUGUCGGUUUACGUUUCCCCCAACAACAUGUCCAUGCUCUCCAGCAGCAACCUGUCUGUGGUUGGGGAGGAGAGCAUAGUCAGCCUAGCGAGCAGUGCCAGCAGAGUGACUGAACCAGCAGCUCCCCCUGCUACACGUGGCACCAUGCCCACCAGGGUGAGUCGUGGAGCAGCUGCACAGGCUGGGGCUUUGGCCAAGGUCACCCAGGUGGCCAGGGUCCAGCGUUACAAAGCUCGCAUGGAGCGGCGCCACCUGAGCCGCAGCCACAUUCAGCGACAGAACCGUGUGAGGGAGCAGGUCCCUCGUCAUGCUUCACACGCAAGAAACACCUACCUUCACCAGCCCAGCAAGCGUAACUUCUGUCACUAAGCUCAACAUCAAAAAUGAGAGGGGGGCUUCAUUUACUCUGGGGGCAUUCAUAGUGCAGAGUCAAACAUAGUUAAACAUGUCCACCCACAGCAUUGUCAGCUUCCAUUUUCACUAAUAAUGUCAGUUUUUACGUUUCUAAAGAGGUCUAGGGAGUCUGUUUGUUUCAGCACAAACUGACUCCAUUUUCACCCAGCCUGCACCUUCUUAAUGUAGACCUUUACAGACCAUAAUAACAGCCCCCUUAUUGUCCACCAGAAUAAGAAAAAAAUAAAAGAGUAAUUUUUCGAGCUACAUGUAGUUAUAUUAACACUUGGAGAAUAGCAAUAGUUGAGUUGUAUUCAUUUUCUUUAACAUUUUAAAAACAUAUGACUCACCCAAAAAAUAUACAACUGUGGUGUCAUCACAUGGAAUAAAAAAAAGACCAAAACAGCCACUUUCUUUAUACCCCAACUGGACAGUAUGUUUGCAAAUCUACAAAAAAGGAUGAGGGUUUUAAUUCUUUUAGUUUUACUCAGAAAACACAGUAGAAAAAAUGCAAGAAGGAUAGAAGAAUAAGCUCAAGUUGGUUUCCUUGCAAAGUUGCUUAACUAAAAAAAGCGUUUCACCAGAGGAAACAACAAGCUCUCUUCUUUGCCUUGUGCAGAAUGCAACAGCAUGUAGGAGAUUGUGAAAGAAUGUGCAAAACAGACUAAAGAGUAAAAUAAUCUCUCAG